This is a messenger RNA of Arctia plantaginis, 1254 nucleotides long. The record is from the annotation of a GenBank genome assembly. NCBI's taxonomy places the organism in Eukaryota, Metazoa, Arthropoda, Insecta, Lepidoptera, Erebidae.
AUGUUCAUUUAUUGUUUCUCCUUGUUUACUCUUAUAAUGUCAUGGAUUGGAGUGUCGGCUGAAGAGGAAGUGUCAUCUCCGCUACGAGUAGCACAGUGUAGAGCUACAUGUUUACAGAAGUUCGCGGCGCCUCGGCCCAGCGGGGAGUCAUCGUGUUUGCAAAACCCCGACUGUUUUAUGUGCUGGGAAAACUGUGAACUACUGCAGUCCAACUACCAAGUGUGGGGAGCGAUCUGCGAAGAAAGAGACAUUUGCUUCCCUGGUUGCAAAAUCGCCUGUGAAUUCCACGCGGAAGCGGCACGUGCAUCUCAAACUCAACCAGUCAUUCACACAAAGGGCGAAGGGGUCAUGCGUGUGAGUGGUGCACUUGCCCGCUGGCCACCGCCUGCUCCCCGGGCCGCCUCUCGUCCUACACCUUUCGUCUACGUCGUUAUGCGUCGUGCUGCUGAAGGUCCUUGGCGACAGAUCAUACAAACACAAGCAUUAGCUACACGUGUUCCAUCAAAUAAUGAAGGAGCUCUUUUACGUGUGCUUGUUGUAGAUCCCCUAGGUCUAGUCACUAUUUAUAGUCCAGAUGAAACUUGGGUAGCUCACGACACGAAUACUUCUAACCAUGAUGAGCAUAAGUGGACUUUGAAAGAGAUUUCUCUCAUUCAUCAAAAAGUACUCGUUAUUGGUGAAAUCGCCUGGGAACCAAGAAUAGCUCGUGGUGUAUACUUAGUAACUUGGGAAGUUGACGGCGGAGGUCUAAAAGGAAAUCUAUUCACAGACUCUACAAGAGUCACUCUGUCGUUGUGGCCAGAUACGAUUUAUCACAUACAAGUGGAACUUGUUUCUCGAACUCCUGGCGUCGACAAUGAGCGAUCAGAAACGAUGACUAUUGAUACCAGUAGAGCGCAACGUGUUUCGACCGAAAGCGUCCAGGACGUUCAAGUUAGUGAGGGUGACCGAUUGAUGUCUGUUCUAGUAAGCUCUAUGAGGGGAGAGAGAGUACCAGAACGGUCUCCCGAUUCGGAGCUAGUACUUGGGUGCUUAUCAGCUAUGAUAGCAUUUGGAUUAGCCGUGCUGGCUGCAAUUCUAUGGAGACGGAGACGACGCGGCACGUUCCCUGGGACCAACGUUUAUGUCGGUUCAUCUUCUGUGUUAAAGAGAAAGCUUGUUGAAGAUUUCGUUCCAGCAGCACACUGUUUCCAGCCUGUUCUAGUACCUGAAACAGCUAACAAUGAAUCGGUACCUCGUGAUGUAGUUGUGUGA